This is a messenger RNA of Gordionus sp. m RMFG-2023, 4183 nucleotides long. RefSeq names its product tetratricopeptide repeat protein 7B-like. The record is from RefSeq and is a predicted model, not a curated record. The coding region runs from base 1 to 3579 and encodes 1192 amino acids. Lineage: Eukaryota; Metazoa; Nematomorpha; Gordioida; Chordodea; Parachordodidae. The transcript has 22 exons. Gene Ontology annotation, molecular function: protein binding. Gene Ontology annotation, biological process: phosphatidylinositol phosphate biosynthetic process; protein localization to plasma membrane. Gene Ontology annotation, cellular component: plasma membrane.
AUGACAUUAUAUAGGGGAAGAUCAAGAAUUGAGUUAGAUAUAGAAAAAAAUAGAAAUGAAGGAAAUUGGAGAAAAGUUUCGGAUCUUGUUUAUCAACUUAAUGUUAAAAAUAUUAAUAAUGAUAACUUAGCUGCAUUUUUGAAAAAUGAGUGUGCUUUAGAACAAUAUCUUGAGGAUAAUGCACCAAAUGAAAAGAAUAUUCCAAAAGCAUUAAACAAUCUUUUAGAUGUAAAAUAUUCUCUCAUCAAUCUAAUAAAUUCUAUUUCUGUUAAAAAUAAUCAGCAAGAUAUUGCAUUUGAAUCUGAAUUAUUACUGGCAAAAUUAUAUUAUGCAUGUGGACAGGAACAAGAAGUAUUGAACAUUUACAAGAACUUAGACCUAGUUCAUAUGUGGAAUCCAUCUAAUGCUAGUAUCCGAAAUAUUGGAUUAGUUGCAGAACUUUAUGCUAUGAAUGCAUUUUGUUUGGAAAGAAAGCCUCCUUCCUAUCUUUCUAGAUCAAUACAUGAUACUGAUACUUUUACGAACACCCAAGAUAUCUUCUUAGAGUCAUCCAACUCGGAUCACAGCAUAUCUCACCAACUCACGCUGGAACGUCAAUGCCGACAAUCCUGGCGGACCCAAAUAGUUUCAGAUCUUAAAUGUUCCUUGCUCUACGGAUACUCCUACUUGCAAAAGAAAUUUGAGAAAGUUAACUCUUCCGCAGGAGCCGUUACUCUUACGGCGCCUAUCGAUGACGUUUCGACAUCCGUAUCUACGGUACCCCCUUAUGACCUUGAUUCUCGGAACGGUAGCUCCAGCAUUAGAGAUAGGAGGAAAAAGAAAUUGACUGGGGGUGGAGGGGAAAACAAAGCGCUUAAACAUGACAAGAUUUCUUUCAAAGGAGGAAUUAAGAAAGCGAAACGCAUUGUAGAGAAAAAGAGGACGAUAGAAAUGGAGAAGGAUAAAAUACAGAGCGGCGAAAACGUAGAGCUAUCCACACUAUCGGCACCACAUCGAGACACGCUCAGUAAAAUUAAGCUCAAUACUGAUAAGGAUAUCAGAUCUUCCGACUCAGGCAUCCAUAGAAUUAGCACAAAUCUAAGUCCUUUGUGUCCCAGCGUCAGUCCUCCAUAUAACGCCGAUUCGGAUGAGGCCAACGAUAGCGAUGGAAAUAACACUUAUCCUUCCCCACCUUCUGGAUAUGUGUUGGAAAAGGCUUUCCUCAAAUUACCUAUCAUUUUCCUUAAAUCUGGUCAAAUCCUCAAAGCCAUUAUCGUUUAUCGUUAUCAAUUGAGUUUGGUGGAAACCAAAUAUACGCAAAGCAUUAGACAAGUGUUGUGUCGACAACUCAUAGAAGUUAUGAUGAAGGGAGUCUGUCAUUCUACCUACGUCCCUAUACAUUUAUCCGAUCGAACUCUUGAGAAUGAACUGACUAAUGAUAAAAGUGAUAUAUUCAAUAGACUAUCAGUCAAUAGAAAUUCAUCUAUCAAGGAUACCUCUUCUAAACAAACGCCUGCUGACGCUCUAUCCCGCGCCUUCCAUUUACUUACCCUCACUCCAACUUCAAGUUCAUCCAUGUCUUCCCUCACUCCCCUAACUCCCGGUUCUUUAAACCUGACCCUGAAUCCUAAAAGCCAUUUCAAUUCUUUUCCUUCACUUUUUUCCCCGUCAUUCCUCUUCGACGAACUUUUAUUAUUAGCUCUUAUAUGCCGGGCGCUUGCGAAUUCGGCUGCAAUCCUGAGUCUCGCACCUGAACAUGAAGAGGCCCGGGUCGUAUCCGCCGAUGAUGUGGCACGAGUAAACGACGCUCUCUCUCUGACGAUCGGAUUUGGGGCGGGGCCCGAGCCCAGUUGUUCUAUUGGAUUUGGAGUGAGGAGCCUAGCCAAUAUUCGUAGGUAUAAACUACUCGCUAUUACCCUUGAACGUUCGGUCAAAUUCAACCCAGACAAAUUUCACACAUGGUACCAGUUUGCUCUAUCACUUUACACUUCCGCCUUUUCCAACUCUACAUGCUCACUCGACAACAAUCAUAAUUUCCCUCUUUCAUUUUCGGCUACCUUUAGCCAUCAAAAUGGCAACGAACAUCGAGGAGGUGAUAUGUAUAAAACCUUGAGAGCACUUGAAGAAUGUCAUAGAAUGAGACCGAAUAAUAUUACGGUUUUAUUAUUCCUUUCCAGAGUAUGCCUCGAGGGACUUUCCGAUAUAGACAGAGGCAUCGAAUUCGCCUUGAAAGCCGUAGAUUUGUGCCAGCAAUACCAUCAGCAACAACAUACCCACCAACCAUUUAACAACCGAAAUUCUGAUUUCUGCGAAGGAGGGUCUAACUCACUAAGCUCUGCUCGAACGUAUAACGCUUUGGGGUUAGGUUAUUUUUACAAAUCCAAGAUGGCAGAUAUAGCUUAUUCUCAUCCUCAAAGAAUUAGAUACUUACAGUUGGCCCUCGAAAAUUUUAAAAAAGCUCUGAACAUAGACCCCCAAAAUUUGGAUUUCGCAUUCAACUUAGCUCUACAGCACGCGAUAUUGAGGCAAUUGCCUCAAGCCACCAAACUGGCGGAGCUUUGUCUAGUCACCGAAUUGAAUCAUUUCCAGGCUUGCCAUUUGUUGAUUUUACUUAAAACAGCGCCUUCUUUCCCUCGUUCCACUUUAGCGCCAAGAUUUUUAAAACAAAAAAAUAAUAACUCAGCUGGCUAUGAAACGAAUCCUUUGUUAGACGAUUUACGGAGGGGACAGGACGAAAAGCAUAAUCUAAAACAGGCACUAGAAUUGGUUGAUUCCCUCAUACAACAGUGCCCUAAAAAUUUUAACUUAUACUUCACCAAAGCUGAAAUAGAAGGUAAACAUUUCGGUUAUGAGACGGCGCUCAUGACAUAUAGAGCCAUGCUCAAUAUUUGGAAGGAAAUGAGAGACAGAUAUAUCGAAAGAGAAUCCGAAUAUUAUAAUUUAGUCAAAAAAUGGGAACAACGAUCUAAAGUUGACGUUUAUGAAAAGGAAACAAAUGCUUCUCUUUACGGCGGAGGAACCUUAUCAUUUAGUAAACCUAUGGACCUAGCGGCUACUUCUGAAAUGAUAUCAUUGACGAACACGCAACAAAGCAACGAUAGUUUUAGAUCUCACCAUAUGAGUAACUUUCAAGCUAUACAGUUUCACGUUUGGCUUAAAAUAGCUCAAUUGUAUAUGGAUCAACAGCUUUUAGAAGACGCUUACAUGGCAAUCAAAGAAGCGGAAGAAAUUUCUAGAACCUCUCAUCAUAUUUUAGACAUGUGGGGUAAAUUUUAUAUGUGCCUCGACGAUGCUCAGACCGCCAAGGAGUAUUUCGAAAGUUCUCUAUCAAUCAACCCUAAUUUUGUGGACGCCUUACAAGAUUUAUCUUUGGCGUACUUUUACCUUCAAAACUUUGAAAUGGCAGAAACGAAAAUCAGGGAGGCUCUAAAAAUUGAACCCACGUCUCAUAAAUCAUGGUAUUAUUUAGGCCACAUUUAUCACAUGAACGAAAAUAAAAUUAGCGUCAAAGACCUGGCUUCCGAUUAUUAUUUUACGGCUCUUGAUCUUCAUUCGUCAAGCCCAGUGCGAACUUACGAUAUAUUGAGACCUAUAUUUUGAAUUCUAUAUUUGAAAAAUAUCUUUCUAUAAUAUUUAUUUAAUCCCUCCUAGCCAAUUAUGAACAAAUUAAAUUAUAAAUGGAGGUAUUCUUUUAAAAAAAAUUCAUUUAAAAAUCAGUACUGUAACCAGAUAUUUCCUCUUUAUAAUUUGUAUAUUUAGUCUGUUAUGCUAAAAUUGCUUGCAAUAGACUCUUAAAACUAAUAGUAUUCAUAUCUCAUAUCCAUUUUUGACAGGGUUUUAUUGAUACAUAUAUCUCGAUAUUAGUAUGUGAUGAUGAUCAUAUAUUGGUAAAUAGAUUGUUGUAAAUGUUUUCGUGCAAUAUUGUUUUCUUUUUAAAUUUCCACAAAUUCCGUUUGGGUGCAGGUAAAAAUUUUAUAUAUCAGAACAGGUCCCUUAAAUUAGACUCACGCUAUAGUUUCGGGCCAUGAAUACUGUACAUUUAAUUAACAUUUUUUAAGAUGUAAAAGGAUUUAAUUUUUUACAUAUAUCUAUCACCAUUAUGGCCGAGCUACUAAAAUUUUUAUUAUAAAUAUUUUUUUUAAUGUAAUUUAUUGUUAAAUUAUAUAUUUUAAUUACAUUUAUCAUAGAUUUAUUGUUUAUCACA